AUGCCUUCGUCCAGCACCGUCCUCGCUGUCGACGACGUCCUGCCCAACCUUAAUGCCUCCGCUCUCGCGAACCACCCGUAUUACCCGCUCGAGGUCGAGAUUGUAGGAUACUUGGCGAAUGACUGGACGGUGCCGCAUCUGCUGGGUGCUUUUGCGACUGGAUGCGCCGUCAUCUUCGCGGCGACGUACUUGGUUACGAAGAGGGUCCGGCCGGCGUUGCCCACGUCGGAGUUGCUCACCAUCAUGUGGUUUGUCCUUUGUGGCUGUAUACACCUCUUCUUCGAAGGUUUCUUCGCGUACAACUUCCAGACUUUGGGAGGAUCUCAGCACCUGUUCGGUCAGUUGUGGAAAGAAUACGCGCUGUCGGACUCGAGAUACUUGACGCAGGAUCCGUUCGUGCUAUGCAUGGAGUCGAUCACAGCGUUCUGCUGGGGCCCUCUCUCUUUUGUCAUCGCGUACAUGAUCGCAACCGAGCAUCCGCUGCGCCACCCGCUGCAGACGGUUGUCUCGCUGGGCCAGCUGUACGGCGACGUGCUCUACUACGCGACCAGCCUGUUCGACUACUUCCUCAUGAAGGUCGAGUACUCGCGGCCGGAGGCGUAUUAUUUCUGGUGCUACUUUGUGGUGAUGAACGCCUUCUGGAUAGUGAUUCCGGGAGUGUUGAUCUGGAAUAGCGUGCGGGCGGCGGGACGGGCGUUUGGGGCGCUGCAGCGGAUGGAGCGGUCGUUGAUGGCGACAAACGGGGCACUGAAAAAGAUUUCGUAG
Aplosporella prunicola CBS 121167 is the source of this 765-nucleotide messenger RNA. RefSeq lists its product as uncharacterized. The transcript is spliced from 4 exons. The record is from RefSeq and is a predicted model, not a curated record. Gene Ontology annotation, molecular function: cholestenol delta-isomerase activity; C-8 sterol isomerase activity; steroid Delta-isomerase activity. Gene Ontology annotation, cellular component: membrane; endoplasmic reticulum. The coding region runs from base 1 to 765 and encodes 254 amino acids. NCBI's taxonomy places the organism in Eukaryota, Fungi, Ascomycota, Dothideomycetes, Botryosphaeriales, Aplosporellaceae. Gene Ontology annotation, biological process: sterol biosynthetic process.